Messenger RNA from Aspergillus pseudonomiae, 990 nucleotides. Its product is annotated as GNAT family N-acetyltransferase. The transcript has a single exon. Bases 160 to 792 code for a protein of 210 amino acids. The record is from RefSeq and is a predicted model, not a curated record. NCBI's taxonomy places the organism in Eukaryota, Fungi, Ascomycota, Eurotiomycetes, Eurotiales, Aspergillaceae. Gene Ontology annotation, molecular function: acyltransferase activity, transferring groups other than amino-acyl groups.
AUGGAGACCAUUGAAUACGAGAUGACUCAUUCAGUGGGCCAGCGGACCACACAACAUCGUAACUAUCAGUCUCGGUAAACCUAUAUAUAGCUCGACGAUACCCACCGGCAAAAGUUCCCACAGCAUACCCAUCCAUACCCAAACCCCAAAAUCACAGCCAUGCCAAUCCUACCACUCCUCCCCCAACAAUCCCAAACACCCGCGAUCCACACGGCUCGGCUUCUCCUCCGACCGUUUCGGGCCGCGGAUCUUCCCGCUCUGCACGUUCUCCGAACCACUCCCGACGUCAUGCGCUGGACCCGACAGGGCCGCAUCGACGCCACGACAGAAGAAACGAGUAGAUGGAUGGAGCGGUUCACCCAUGACAACGAAACAGGGCAGCGACCGAACUACAAUUUCGCCGUCCUACGCAAAACGAUCCCGGAUGAAGUCCCGGCCACGGCGUCCGAGGAAGGCGAUCUCAUUGGCAUUAUGGGCAUCGUAUCUAUUACCGCCGAGGACGAUCCCGAGGUGGGAUAUCUAUUUCUGCCCGAAACCUGGGGGAGCGGGUAUGCGACAGAAGCUCUGAAAGGGUUUGCGCAGGCGUGGUGGAGGUUACCGAUUCCUGGGGAUGGUGUCUCUGGAGCUGCAGAGGAGGUUGGGACUUUGCGCGCUGUGACGGAUAAGACGAACGUGGGGAGUGCGAAGGUGCUGACUAAAUGUGGAUGGACGAUUGUGGGGGGAGGUGUUGAUGGGGAGGGCGAGAAGAAGGUGGAAUUAUUGCAUUGGAUGCUGCGGCGCCCUGUGGUUUAAUGUUUUCUGGGAUAUGGCGCGUCCAGUUGUCGAUUGUUCCCUGGGUUUUGGACUUUGUGGGGUUUUGUAUAUGGGGCUGUUCGUUGUAUAUACGCGUGUAUCCAUAGAGUUGUAUAUAGCGAGUCCAUGAUGACAUCUUCAUACGAAAAUGGAUGAGAAGCCGCAUCUGGGAGUAACGUGCUAGGACUUGCCAAUCAA